AUGCUCAUUGGAGUAACUAAAUGCAACAAGAAUGGUUCCAGCUUGCUGCUUGCUGCACGUUCUUGCAUGGCCACCUUGGCUGCUACAUGGAGGCUGACUUCAACAGAAACAUUAGAACUGUCCAAUAACUCCCUCAGUGGUGAAAUUCCUUCCAAUUUAUCCGCUUGUUCUAUGCUUACUUUUGUUCAUAUGAGAAGCAACCAACUAAAGGGAGAAAUACUGGCUUCGUUGGGUCUCUUGUCAAACCUGAUAAAUUUGAGAUUUUACAACAACAGUUUGACAGGGACUAUCCCUCCUUCCUUGGGGAACUUGUCAUCUUUGAAGGAACUUCAUUUGGCUUUAAAUGGAUUAACUGGGAAUAUACCUGAAACUCUGGUACGACUGACAAAUCUUUCAUUUUUCUCCAUAGGCGAAAAUGUAAUCUUCGGUAUUGUCCCUGUUGGAAUGUUCAAUCUAUCUACUGUUAGAGUCUUUGAUAUCGGUGACAAUAAGAAUCAAGCAGUAGGAUGGAACAAAAUAUUGGGAAGAAUCUCGGACGGGAUUGAAAAUUUAAUCAAUUUGGAGGUGCUAGAGGCAUCAGGGAACGAAUUAUCAGGUUACGUUCCCUUUGGUGUUGGGAGGCUUCACAAGCUAAAGAAAUUUUAUGCUGAUAGUAAUUUUCUCUCUGGAAUUAUUCCCCACUCUAUUGGAAAUUUAACAAUGUUAAUGGAACUUGCUUUAGAUAUUAACAAUCUUCAGGGUGACAUUCCUUCAAGUCUAAGUAAGUGUCAAAAUUUACUUCUAAUGGGUCUUUCUAAUAACAUACUUAGUGGACCACUACCCGGUGAAGUAAUUGGAGUCCAAUCCUUGUCCAUUUCGCUAGAUUUAUCAUCAAACUAUUUGACUGAAAACCUUGGUAGAUGUGUAAGUCUGGAGUACCUAUUCUUAGAUGCCAAUUUGUUUGAAGGGUCCAUACCUUCAUCUUGGAGUUUAUUGAGAGGUCUAGAGGCACUGAACGUAUCUGACAAUAAUAUUUCUGGUGGGGUUCCAAAAUUUCUUAAAGAAAGAAAAAAACCAACAACUUGUCCAGAGAACUCACUUUUACAGUUAUCAUACGAAAGUAUCCUAAGGGCUACCAAUGAAUUCUCCGCACAAAAUUUGAUCGGUUCAGGAAGUUUCGGUUUUGUAUACAAAGGAAUUCUUGAAGUGAAUGGAGAAGCUAUUACAGUAAAUGUGUUUAAUCUUUUGAAUCACGGAGCUUCCAGGAGUUUCUUGGAUGAAUGUGAGGCCUUCAGGAACAUUCGACAUCGAAAUCUUGUGAAGGUAUUAACAACAAUUUCAGGUGUCGAUUAUCAAGGCAAUGAUUUUAAAGCCUUGGUUUAUAAGUUCAUGGAAAAUGGAAGCUUGGAGGAGUGGUUGCAUCCAUCUGUUAGCAUGAAUGAACCGGAGACGGUAAGAAACUUGAACUUCAUCCAAAGAGUUAAUAUUGCCAUAGAUGUUGCUCACGCACUAGAAUAUCUGCACCAUUGUUGUGAAACAUCAAUAAUUCAUUGCGACCUCAAGCCAUGCAAUAUUUUACUCGACAAGGAAAUGGUUGGCCACUUAAGUGACUUUGGCUUAGCAAAAAUCCUUUCUACAGAUAGGCUUAACUAUUCUUCCAGUCAGUUAAGCUCCCUUGGUUUAAGAGGAACUAUUGGUUAUGCUCCACCAGAAUAUGCCAUGGGAAGUGAGUUGUCAACAAAAGGCGAUGUGUAUAGCUAUGGCAUCCUCUUGCUAGAGAUGUUCAUAGGGAAAAGACCAACUGAUGAAAGGUUCAAAGAAGAUUCAAAUCUUUACAAAUUUUUAAGGCAGCUUUACCCAAUCGAGUGA
Gossypium raimondii (Peruvian cotton) is the source of this 1848-nucleotide messenger RNA. Its product is annotated as probable LRR receptor-like serine/threonine-protein kinase At3g47570. Gene Ontology annotation, biological process: protein phosphorylation. Gene Ontology annotation, molecular function: protein kinase activity; ATP binding; protein binding. Lineage: Eukaryota; Viridiplantae; Streptophyta; Magnoliopsida; Malvales; Malvaceae. The record is from RefSeq and is a predicted model, not a curated record. The transcript has 5 exons. Bases 1 to 1848 code for a protein of 615 amino acids.